Protobothrops mucrosquamatus (brown spotted pit viper) is the source of this 3715-nucleotide messenger RNA. RefSeq names its product CRK proto-oncogene, adaptor protein (gene CRK). The record is from RefSeq and is a predicted model, not a curated record. Lineage: Eukaryota; Metazoa; Chordata; Lepidosauria; Squamata; Viperidae. The transcript is spliced from 3 exons. Bases 1 to 927 code for a protein of 308 amino acids. Gene Ontology annotation, molecular function: protein binding.
AUGGCCGGGCAGUUCGACGCGGAGGACCAGGCGAGCUGGUACUGGGGGCGGCUGAGCCGGGCGGAGGCGGUGGAGCUCCUGCAGGGGCAGCGCCACGGCACCUUCCUGGUGCGGGACUCGGGCAGCAUCCUGGGCGACUUCGUCCUCUCCGUCUCGGAGAGCUCGCGCGUCUCGCACUACAUCGUCAACAGCCAGGGCGGGGGCGGGGCGGGGGCGGCCCCCCCGGCACCCGGUGCUCCCUCUCCCCCUCCUGCAGGGUUGUCUCCUAAGUUUCGGAUAGGUGAUCAAGAGUUUGACUCUUUACCGGCUUUGUUGGAGUUCUACAAAAUACACUACUUGGACACUACAACAUUGAUAGAACCUGUUUCGAAAUCAAAGCAUAACAGUGAUGCGCAGCUCAGACAGGAAGAAGUUGAAUAUGUACGUGCUCUUUUUGACUUUAAUGGCAAUGACGAGGAAGAUCUCCCAUUUAAGAAAGGAGACAUACUGAGGAUCUGGGAAAAGCCCGAAGAGCAGUGGUGGAAUGCCGAAGACGGUGGCGGCAGGCGAGGCAUGAUACCUGUUCCUUAUGUCGAGAAGUAUAAACCUGCCUCUGCUGCAGUUUCCGCUCCGAUUGGAAGUAACCAGGAUAGUACCCACCCACAAGUAUUGGGUGGGCCAGAACCAGGUCCCUAUGCCCAGCCUAGCAUCAAUACUCCACUCCCCAACCUUCAGAACGGGCCGAUACUUGCCCGGGUUAUCCAGAAGCGGGUCCCUAAUGCUUAUGACAAGACAGCCUUGGCCUUGGAGGUUGGUGAACUAGUCAAGGUCACCAAGAUUAACAUGAGUGGCCAGUGGGAAGGAGAGUGCAAUGGCAGGCGUGGCCAUUUCCCAUUCACACAUGUCCGGAUGCUGGAUCAACAGAAUCCUGAAGAGGACUUCAGCUGAAAAGGACCCCACUUCUGCCUACGGAUGGGAGCAAGCACCUGGAGUUUCAUUGCUGCAGCAAUGGAGACUGUUUCUUGAGAAAUCAAAAGUAGGGUUGUUUCUGCCAGCAUUCUGGUAUCCAUGAUGAACUGUCCCUGGGACACAGCACUCAUGAGGUGCUUGUGAUUUCAGGGCACGGCUUCUGUGCCAAGAGGUAGGUCAAAGACAUUACAUUCCCCCCUCCCCCAAGAGUAGGACAAGAAUGCUACCCAGGGCUGUGGAGCUCAGGCUUUGCGAGUUGCAUGGCUUUCUCUGUAGGUAGAUAAUAACCUGAUUGGCUUGAUAGGACAUUCAUGGCUUGCUAGCCUAAAUAUUCCUCUGGAUCUGAUAUAUAUUGCAAUUUCUGUCUCAUAACUGCUUGUUGCAAAAUGAGUACACUAUGCACCGCUCUGGUCUAUUUUCUAAGUGUAUUUUGAUACUGGGGUAGCUGGAGCUUAAUGAUUAUAUUUUGGAUGCAUUAGGGCGAAGUCUGCUCAUUAUUGUGAGUUCCAGAAAUUUGUCUUUAGUACAGACAUAGCAAGUAGCUGAUUUAAUUUCAGAGAUAGAUGUUAAUGGAUAUUAAAUAUUGGUGGAAUGUUAAGCUUCCCUUAAAGUGCAGAGAACUAUGUUCAUUGUACUUUUUUAAUUGCCGACUUGUCUGAGCACUACACUCCAAAGCAUUAGCCAACUGUAGGAAGAGAUGAGUGCCUGAAAAUUUCUUUUUAGUACUUUCUACUUACUCCCUAUAUCAAGGCAAAUAUUGCUACGAUAAAUGAAAAUGCCAAAUACUUUCUUCUAUAAAUGGUUGCUUUCAAACUGGUUCAAUCUGCAAAGCAUUCAGAUGGUGAUUUCAUGAACUUAUUUUUAAUAAACUAAUGAAAAUACUAAAAUGCUUUUGGAUUGAUUCUAAAACGUGAAUAGUUUAUACACACAAUAUCUUUCCACUACUCAUGACUUGAACAAACCUGAUUUUUCUACUAACGUUUCCCAGACUGCUUGUUGCCAAGUUUCUUUUUAACUUAAUAUUGCUAGAAAAAUAAUAACCUUUAAGCAACAAGAUUUCCUUUGCUUAUCAAAAUGUGCCUGCCCGAUACUCUUCCCAGGAAUGAACUGCAGGUAUGUAAUACACCAUCUCCUAUCCCAUUAAUGAAGGAGGAAAAUGUCCUUUACUGCUUAUGUAAUAGUGCCAUUCUGUUCUUGCUUUAAGAAUAUUGAAAUGGCUAGAUCCCACUUACCUGUCAGGGAAAUCCCAUGCGCCCCUCCCCCCCAAUAAUCAAUUAGAAUAUGAACAAAGCUGUGGAUAGGUCAAUCCCUAUAUUUACAUAUAGUUGCAUUACCCAUAAAGGGCUGGGUCUAAGUAUAUUUUGCAGGGGAGUUGGCAGUGGAUUAUGGAAUGUACUACCCAAUCAUCCUUAGUUGUUAAGUCAGCUUUUCAACAUAAUGGAAGUGUGUAGAUCCCAAUUUCUAUGGAUCCACAGAUGGGAAUGGUCCAUUCCCUAGUAAAAUGGUUAUCCAUUGGUGACACUAUGCAAAGCACUGCCGCCCAGUGGAUCACAUAGGCUGGGAGAUUAGAUUUGUUCAGAGAACUGAGUGCUUAGCACAAAGUCUCAACUACAUUUCUCAAGGUCUUAGGAAAGGCAGCAGUGCCACCAGUUGCCUUUUUUGACUAGCUGUGGGAAUUUGUUUUAUGGGAAGCUCAGUAGAGAUUGUAAGAUUUGUUUCCCUGAAAAUGACUUUUCCUAAUGUAUUCUUGGAAACCAGAUAAUCUCCAAUUGAGGUUGGUUGAUUUUCUGUAUUCUUGCAGGAAGUACCUCUUAAAGAGAUAUACAGAAGUUUUAUUUAACAGGAUACGCUGCAUUAAAGUAGAAAUAUAGUUUAUUAUAAUACAUUUCUGCUUAGGCUCUGCCAAGUUGGCAGCAUUAGAAACACAAGGGCAAUGUUUUUAUUGUAAGUAAUGUUGGAAAUUCCUGUGACCAAUUCUGCAAUGUGGAUCCUUCAGAAUUCCUGGAAUGAUACUGAAACCCUGUGGUUUGUUGAAUUUUGACCAGUCAUUGUGAUUUAUAAACCAUAUUGCUUGUGUACUACAAAACUAAUAAAUUUUGUUUUAUUCACUAAACCAUGACAGUAUAGUAUGUAAAACUAUUCAAUAUGUUCAUGUAUUAUGCUUUGCUUUUGGUUUAAUGUGUGAAUCAUCCCAUUGGAGUUUAUUCAGCAAAUCAACUACAGAAGAACAAAUGUAUUAUUCCAAUAUUCAUAUUUCAACCACUUUAUUUCAGUUUUCAAAGUAUGGUUGCAAUAUUAUCACCCUUCCUCUUCAUCUAGUAUCAUCAGGGGCAUUUGCUUCUUACUGUAAUGAAGCAACUGCUUUGCUUGAAGAUCUCCUAGGCAGUUAAUUUUGGGUAGUUAGCUUUCCCCUGAAUUAGAGUGACCUGGCACUGGUCACUAUUUUUAUUUUGUGAUGCAUUUUUGCAUAGUAUUACACUACUCAGUUUAAAUGGGUUAUUUCUUUCUAGCUAGCAUUUUAGUCAAGCCCAACAUUUCAGAAUGCAACCCGAUGUCAUCAAAGCUUGUUAAUCUAUUAUAACUGCAAGUAUUUUAAUCAUUUUUAAUAACAUGCUGUCGGAUUGAAAAAUGCUGUACACAAAUAAAGCAAAAGCAUAUAUAAAAUGUGCCCUGUAUUAUAUAACACUACACACUUUCUUGACAGUUAUUUUUUGUAGCCUGUAAUCAACAUGUGUAUAAUAUGUGGCGUAAAUAAAAAUUGCAAAAG